AGACGAAUGGUUUGAAAUUUAUUGAAUAGCACUUAUGAUUUUAAUAUCACUGAACGACACAAUUGUAAAAAAAAAAAUAUUUUUAAUAGGUAUCAAGUAUUUUUAUAAACAUAUCCAAUUCCUCAAUAAUUAAUCUUUAAGUAACAAUGGAGAGAAUAGUGCAUUUUGACUUCAAAGGAGCACCUUUGAAAGUGUCGUAUUUAGAAAAGGUAUUUAAUCACAUAAAAUCAUGGGGUAGUACGGGAAUUCUAAUAGAAUGGGAAGACACAUUUCCAUAUACAAAAGAUUUGAAGGAUUUCGGCAGUGUGAGGGGCUGUGGAGGAGACGGCAUGUAUUCACAACAAGAUGUGCAAAAUAUCUUGAUGUGCGCUAAAGCAAAUGGCCUGGAAGUGAUACAACUGAUCCAAACAAUCGGUCACAUGGAGUUUGUACUAAAGCACCCGCAGUGUAUCCACCUUCGGGAGUCCCCUCGCUCACCAGCAGUGCUCUGCCCCACGAAGCCAGAGGCUCUACGGCUCGUGUGUAACCUGCUGCAACAGACGUUGGAAGCACAGCCGGAUGCUAAGUAUAUACAUAUUGGCGCAGAUGAGGUAUGGCAUUCAGCUGUAUGUCCAGAUUGUCAAAGAAAAGCGUCCACACAUAAGUACAAAGUGGCAGCUCUAUAUCUCGACCAUAUACGAGAAGUGGCGUUGUUUGUUAAACGGCUUAGACCGAAUAUAACUAUACUGAUGUGGGAUGAUAUGCUACGGCAGAUGAGCGUAGAAACUCUGCAAGCAUACAAUCUCCGAAAUUUAAUACAACCAGUACUAUGGAACUAUAAUACUACGGAACAUUUCCAAAUUGAGAAGCCUCUAUGGGACAAAUACGUUCCUAUUUUCACGGACGUAUGGGCUGGUUCCUCUUUUAAAGGCGCUAAUGGCAGUAGUCAGGUGCUAUCGCCAGUGAGUCGAUAUGUGAGCAAUCAAGAAGCAUGGCGGAGGGCGAUUACACGAAAACCAGAUAGCAUAAGAUUUGUUGGUGUUAUAUUAACGGGGUGGUCGAGAUAUGACCACUACGCUACAUUAUGUGAACUGCUGCCCGUAUCUUUGCCAAGUUUGUUCAGCUGCCUGAAAGUGUGGAUGAGGCCAGACGAUACUGAAAGUGAAGCAGUAAGCGACGUGUUAUCCGAAAAUGAAUGGAGUGGUAUCGAACUAGCUCGUUGCAUUCAUUCGUUCGUGAUGCUACGGGAACGUUGCGGACAACUGUUGCACGGAGAUGCAGUAGCGACAUGGCUAAACCCGUGGCAGAUACAGAACGGCUACACCAGUCCGGUACAAGUGGAGAGUGUAGCGAACGCUUCGCAUGCCCUACUCAUAGACUUAAAAGGCCUACACACGGAGACUAAACGCCAACUGGAGCUAGUUACUGGCCCGAGAAGUUCGCAAGAGUGGAUGGGGAGUUUCUUCGAUACAAUACUGAAACAAGUAGAAGAGUUGAACAGAGUGGCUACCGCGAGGCGAGAUACUAGCGCCAGUGUGAAACCGUUGUAGUGGGAAUUGUGAAAGUUGAGAUAGUGACUAGCGCUAGCACAAAAUUUUGUGACGCGAGUGCUGUGGGACUUUUCAAGAUGACUGCCGGGCGAGGUAGCUUGUGUGAAAGUAGAAAUAAGAUGAAGUAAUAAAUAAAAAAGACUAUGAAAUGUUCAGUAUAAGACUGUUGAAAAUGGAUAAGACCCCAGAAAAAUAAGAAUUGGUAAAAUAAUAAAAAGUGUGAAUAUUGCCUACUAUGGGGCAACAUACUUCCCCCAGUAUGAGACUAUAUCGUAGUGGGAAUUGGGUGAGAGUCAAGUGGAAGCGUGACUAGCGCCAGUAACUAGCGUAUACUUUAAAACUUGCAAGUUUCCACAGAAUUCUAUCAGAAUUAUCCGAAUAGA
Molecule: messenger RNA, 1912 nt
Organism: Colias croceus (clouded yellow)
Lineage: Eukaryota; Metazoa; Arthropoda; Insecta; Lepidoptera; Pieridae
Product: hexosaminidase D-like
Exons: 11
Coding region: 147-1529 (460 amino acids)
Biological process (GO): carbohydrate metabolic process
Molecular function (GO): hexosaminidase activity
Source: RefSeq, a predicted model, not a curated record